GGGAGCGGCGCGGGGCCGGCGGCAGGAUGUCGUGCGUGCACUACAAGUUCUCCUCCAAGCUCAACUAUGACACCGUCACCUUCGACGGCCUCCACAUCUCGCUCUGCGACCUCAAGCGCCAGAUCAUGGGCCGCGAGAAGCUCAAGGCCGCCGACUGCGACCUCCAGAUCACCAACGCCCAGACCAAAGAAGAAUAUACGGAUGAUAAUGCACUGAUUCCCAAGAACUCAUCUGUUAUUGUCAGAAGAAUUCCUAUUGGUGGAGUGAAAUGUGCAAGCAAAACUUACGUCAUAAGUCGAACUGAUCCUGUGAGUGGAACUUCAAAAGCAGUAUGUAAAAACACAAUCUCACACUUUUUUCCUCUACACAUUCUACUUAAUUUUAAAGCAAUAACAAAGCAAUAAACUACUUUUCUAAACAUUAAUUCACAUUGAUUUCUUGCAGAAAUCCACUUAUUUUGUGAAAUACAAUGUAUUUUGUGCCAGUCUAGUGAAAUCAGCAAUGCAGAUAACUUUAAUGUGAAUAUUGACACUUGUGCCAAGUGACACAACUGUAUUGCGUAUUGAAUGCUAGAUUAUUUCCUGUAUGACUCUGUGUUGUACAGAUAAUGUAUGAUCGUUUACAGAUCAUGUAAGUUUUGAGGUUUGCGCUGCUGACCGCGAUACCUUGUUCUACAUCUGUGUGUCUCUAGUUAGUAGCUGUAUGUUUGUAUAGGUUGUUGUGUGCUUUUUGUUUUCUUGAAAUAAAAAAAUCAUUUGGAGUGUUAUCUUUUUUUGCCACUAUCGCAAUGUACCACAUAGCCUUUGUUCUUAGCACUUCCCUGAAUGGUUUUUGAAAACGUUAUCAAAAGCCACCUUAUUGCUAAAGUUAAGCAUUUUUAUAUUGACAUUUGGUUCAGAUGUAUAUGAAAACGUCCAUGGCAUUUAAAACAAGGCCUGUAAACUGGAAUGAAUAAAUUAUUUCCAUGAGUCUGUCCUCUAGAACAAGAACUUCUAUUCCUGUGUUUGCUUCCAUUUUUCUGUCAGCAAACACAUAGUUUAAGCUGUAGUCACCGUGACCAGCAUACAACACAACCAAAAUGCAUUUCCCAGCCAUUUGUCCUACCUGUACUUGAGAAACAACAAAUCCAGUUGAGAAUAACUCCCCUUCUCUCCCCCCUCUGCUUCUUCCCACUGGGCCCAAUUCCUUCAUUUUAUUUGGUCACUGAAUAGCUUCUUGAGCACAGUACUUUUAGCAAAUCCUCCUAUUAUACACCAUUGCUUGUGUACAGUUGAACAGGUAGAGUGCUGUUUUUCAUUCCGGGUUGCUUGUUUUCAGUUUGUAAUAACUUAUUUGAACUAUAUCUUCACUUUAUGCUUGGAAUGAUUAUUGUCUGUUAAAAUACUGCAAACUAGCCCGUAGUCAUAUUUAGAAGUGCAACUUGCUGAGUCUUGUUUGCUUAUUAAGUGUGGCUCGUUUACUCAUUUCCAUGAAUGGAACAAGUAGUGUCCUGGUGUUAAAAUCACUGGGUGGCCUUUGUGACCAGUGACAUUGUCAUUAAGGUGAAAAUGUGUGCCCUUUAUUGUGGCCUUAAGAAAUGCUGAAAUGAUAGAUUUCCUUAGGUAUAUGUGUCUCUCAAGACUGAUUACAGUAACCCCGUUAACUCACUAGUUAAUGUAAUGCAAUUGUGUAAGCAACACUUUGAUCUGAUUUUUUUUUUAAUCUUAUGAGUAAAUCUCUUUGAUAGCAUGUGUAUAAACACAAACUCAGUGUUCAUAAAUAAAGUUUAACAUUAAUUUAGAA
Molecule: messenger RNA, 1782 nt
Organism: Heteronotia binoei (common prickly gecko)
Lineage: Eukaryota; Metazoa; Chordata; Lepidosauria; Squamata; Gekkonidae
Product: E3 ubiquitin-protein ligase RBBP6-like
Exons: 3
Coding region: 27-404 (125 amino acids)
Biological process (GO): mRNA processing; ubiquitin-dependent protein catabolic process; protein ubiquitination
Cellular component (GO): nucleus
Molecular function (GO): zinc ion binding; ubiquitin protein ligase activity
Source: RefSeq, a predicted model, not a curated record